Molecule: messenger RNA, 2815 nt
Organism: Stereum hirsutum FP-91666 SS1
Lineage: Eukaryota; Fungi; Basidiomycota; Agaricomycetes; Russulales; Stereaceae
Exons: 8
Coding region: 146-2281 (711 amino acids)
Source: RefSeq, a predicted model, not a curated record
CGCCGUUUCUCGCAGCGCUCUCUCUUCUCCGCACCCUCCCAUCCACGACAUAUAUCUCGGGUGUGGAUAUACACGUACUCUCCUUUCUUUCCCUUUCACGACAAACAACUUGUAACUUGAUUCGACAAGCGCCUCCCGAGCAUUCAUGACUUCCCCAUAUCCGGCAUAUGGCGGCUACAGUUCAUCCUAUCCUCCUCAAGGGACCUAUGGAAACCUCGCCUCUGCAUCAACUGUGAAUGUCAAUGCCGGCGCAAUGAAGAACGGGAUGGGGAAUGGGAGCGGAGUAACGAUGGAUGGCGGGCCAGGAGACUUGCGCGGUGGAGGGGGCAGGACGCCAAGUCCGACGCCGAGCGAACAGAAGGAGCUGGCUAGAGAGAGCAUGUUUGACUGGAAGACGAUGAUGAGUUGGAGAUUUUGGUUCAGGAGAGAAUGGUUGUGGUACUAUGUUAUCGGCACAAUCCUCGUCGUUCUCAGUGCACUCAUCACCAUCUACCACGACCAAAUCGUGGACUGGCUCAAGCCAGCCGCAAAUUGGAUGAAAGAUCUACCUGCAGGGUGGCUUAUUCCCAUCGCAAUCCUAUUCGUUAUAUCGUUCCCUCCAUUAUUCGGUCAUGAAGUCGUCGCUAUCCUCUGCGGUGUCGUCUGGGGUCUCUGGAUCGGUUUCGCCCUUGUCGCAGCGGGUACAUUUCUCGGUGAACUCGGCAACUUUUACGCGUUCAAAUGGUGCUGUCGUGCAAGAGGCGAAAAGCUCGAGCGUACGAGCAUCCAGUACGGCUGUCUUGCGCGUGUAGUGAGAGAGGGAGGUUUCAAGAUCGCUUUGAUCGCGCGGUUUAGCGCUAUACCCGGACAUUUUACGACAGCGGUAUUCUCAACUUGUGGUAUGGGCGUGUGGACAUUUGCCCUCGCCGCAUUCUUCUCGCUCCCGAAGCAGUUCGUUACAGUCUAUCUCGGGGUCCUUCUCGAAAAUUCGAGCAACGAGACGACUGGUCAGAAGAUUGCGAGUGACGCGGUGGUGGCGGUCACUGUGAUUGUCACGGUCCUCGCGAUGUGGUACAUCUAUAAGAAGAUGGGUCAGGUCAAGGCUGCGGUGAUCUACGAUCGCAGAAAGGCGCGCCAAAACAAGCUCUCGAAUCCCUACGGCAACCCAUCGACGUCGAUGCUCGACUCGUCCGCCUCUCUUACCGGGCCCUCGACGACCGCGUUCAAUCCAUCGUUACAGACCAUCCACGCCGGCUCCGAGACCGACAUUCCCCUCCAUGCCUCUUCCUACGGUUCCUCGCCCUCCAACGUCCCAGGCAGGUUCAACCCGUCGCCCAACGGCAGACAGCGCGAGCAGACAUGGGAUGAGAACGGCAGGGCAGUUGGGUAUUCGGGUGAUCCGCGGCUGUACGCACCGCAACCGCAGAGCGCAGUGCCUAAGUUCAGGGCGGAAUCGCCUGCUAAUAUUGCUGGCGUGGGUGCUGGGCGAAGACGUAGGGAUGAGGAAGAAGGUGGUGUGACGUAUCCGAUUAGUCCGAGGGCGGAUGGGAGGAUACCGGUGAGACAGGGAAGUGGUGAGAGUGUGGCUGUUAGUGAGGAAGAGGAGGAUGCGUAUCGGUAUGUCACGCAACAGCUGUCACCACCACAACAACCGUAUCAGCCUCAGCCUCAGCCUCAACACCGGCCAUUCCAACCUCCGACGCAGCCGCCGGCUCAGUCGCAACCUCCGACUAUACCACCACCUCCAUCGUCGACGUCAUACCCGACCAGUGUACGCUCUCAACCACAAUCGCAGCCGCAUUCGCAGCCACACUCACCUACCGUAUCUUACGCGAACCCAUACGCCCCUGCGACUUCGCUUUCGAUGCAACAGACGUCAUACAACCCUACCGCCUACCAUCCCCCAUCUCAACCCCAAUCACCAUUCCAACCUCCCGCUCAGAUCUCCUACAGCAACUCGCCGACGACCUUCACCCCGCCACCGCUCCCUACGUCCCAAAGUCAUCCCUACGCAACCGCCACUCCCGCCUUUUCUCCCCAGAUUCCGUCGUUCCCCUCCGCCCCGCAGGCUCACUCGUACAGCAAUAGCCCGUAUUAUGCCGAUACGGGGUCACAACCGGGCACGCCGGGCUCGCUGCACAACCCGUACGAAACGGCGUUCGCACAGCAGCAGCAGCCUCAGCAGAGUCCGUAUGGAGCAACCGCGUAUACUCCUGGUCAGCAGGUACAUCCUCAAGGGACGGGCAGCGGAGCGAACGUGACGGGUCCACCGCCAAGUUAUAGUACUACUGAGUUACGGUGAGACGUGGUGGGGUGAGACGAGGAGCGGGUGGCGAUGAGAGAGGAGGUAUUUGGGAGACGGGUGGGCUGUACGUUGUAAGUCUAGUAUACCCUGGGCGAAACGCUCUACCUGUCUUCUAGCCUUCCUUCUUUUAUUCAUCUGCCUUCCAUCCUGCUCUUGUUCCACCUGUUCUGCGCUACCCACCAAUUACUUGUUUUUUGUAUAAGCUUUCCUUCAUUCGGGAUCGAUCUCAUCCCUUCCUUUCCAUCCACACGUUGAGCUCGCUUUCUCGUCGAUCGAUGCCUUCCACCUUACAUCUACUCCUUCCAUCUAUUAUACCGCCUACAGUUGAUGAUUUCGAUCCCUGGACGUUGAGCGUGCAUAUCCUUCUCACUUCUCACUUCUCGUUAUUCCUAUGAAUGUGUUCUCUUACUUACGCGUUUGAACAUUCAGUCAAAGUGUGUUUCAGUCGUGUAUUUAUUUAACAUUACCUUCCUCCCUCCCUCCCCCCCUACCUUCAUCCCUCCUACCUCUCUACCUCCCGUCCCUCUCUAC